CGCUGGUCUGUCCCUUUUAAGUCACCGCCCACGUUGUGCUCUCCCCCAUAAUAUAAUGAAACCAUAUCAACAGUGAGGAGGAACGGCUCACGCAUCUGGUAUAUAAUGCAUAAUUUCAAAAAAAAAUUAGAAAAGGGACUCAUAGCCAAACUGCGAUAAUUAAGGAGGCUACAUUCGCCAUUUUACUCGGUAGGUUUGGCUCCAAACCUGCAUUGCUUGCGGGACAGGGCGUUCGGAUUUGAGAACCUGCUGGCAAGAGAAGAUGAUACGGAGGACCUUAUUCGUGAGGGUGUAGAAGGCGCAUUGCGAUGAAGAAGCAAAUAUGGGGGAAAAGGAGACAAAACGAGCCGUAGUUGUAAUAAUUAAGGAGAAUGGUGUUGCUAGCGCGCACCUUUAGACACGGUGACAUUUUGCUACAAAAAGGCCGACCUGCCUCCGCAACCCGAAAAUUUCCCACCAACGGUGCUGCCAACCGGAGGAGUGAUGCCGACGCUGUACGUGACUCAAACCCAGGGUACUUCUACACCCCUGCGGUGGACUUGGGCCCCCUAAAGCGGCACCCCGCCCGUUCAUAAAUCCGAGACUGCACAAAACAGAAACGAAUUAAUUCAUCGUGAUAUCAACACCAUAACUGCGGAUAAAGGCUGUGCUCACGUUUAUUUUGUGGGUCCGUUAUCUCGCACCUCUGCGCAAAAGCCUUGGUCUCUGUCUUGAUCUUUGCUUGUUGGACAGUGUCAAUUUGGAGAAGCGGAGUGGACAAUGCUGGCUGUGUCUUCAACCUGUCUUUGCUCCUGGAUGGCAUACUGCACUCAAGACAUGCUUCUGUUUUUACAUUGGCCAGAGAGAGAAUGGCCAGAGCUUUAGGUACAACACACCACAGAGCUUCUUUGGAAGGAUAAGGUCUGCAGCCUCCACGUCAAACACUACUGACACCACCAUCGGAAAGCUAAAGCUGUAGCAAGCUACUAUAGUUAAGUGGCCGAGGUAGACCAUACCUUUGAUGCCUAACCCAACCACUAAGACCAAGGGUUUCCGGUUAUCUGUGCCCCACCAACACCUUGCCAUCUUCCGUCACCCUGCCAAACGUUAAAGUUCCUGCUUUGGUCCCUCCGCAGCCACCAUGCGUCCCUCACUCGCGGUCCUUCCCAGGACCCGUAACCAUCCCCACACGGCCCACCCCCAAAAUGCACACGGAUUGUCUGCACACGUGGGGCGGGAGCACCUGUCGGCACCACGGAGGCGCAGCCCACACCUGCGACACACGCUCAGCCCAGAGAACCUGCGGAGCCUGGCGGAGCGAGGCGGUGCCGCCAGGGACACGGCUUCUGUGGUGAGCAGCCCCAUGGGUCUCCCGAGGGCCAACAGCGACACAGACCUGGUGACGUCGCAGAGCCGCUCGUCGCUGACUGCGUCCACACUGGAGUUCACGCUGGGGAGGGGCCAGAACCUGGUCAUCUCCUGGGACAUCAAGGAGGAGGUGGACGCCACCGACUGGAUCGGCCUGUAUCACAUCGAUGAAAUCAGCCCAUCCAAUGUGUGGGACUGUAAGAACCGUGGGGUGAAUGGGACACAGAGGGGCCAGAUCGUCUGGAGGCUGGAGCCCGGGCCUUACUUCAUGGACGCUGAGACCAAGAUCUGCUUCAAGUACUACCACGGCGUCAGUGGAGCCCUGAGAGCAACUACCCCCUGCAUCACUGUGAAGAACCCCGGAGUCCUGGGAGAAGGUCAAAGUGAGGGGCAGUCAUCCACAGAUCAUCCUCGCAAACUAGUCAGCUUUACUUUGACAGAUAUGCAUGCGGUGGGGCUGAAGAAGGGAAUGUUCUUCAACCCGGAUCCCUACCUGAAGAUGUCCAUCCACCCCGGGAAGAGGAGCGGCUUCCCCACCUUCAGCCACCACGGACAGGAGAGACGCUCCGCCAUCAUCGCCAACACCACCAACCCUAAGUGGCGCGGCGAGAAAUACACUUUUGUAGCACUGAUGACAGACAUUCUGAACAUCGAGGUGAAGGACAAGUUUGCCAAAAGUCGACCAAUCAUCAAACGCUUCCUUGGUCAGCUGACCAUUCCUGUGCAGAGGCUGAUUGAGAAAAUACCUGGUCUCCAGCCUCUGAGCUUCUCUCUGUGUCGACGGUUGCCCACUGAGCACGUGAGUGGUCAGAUGCAGUUCAGGGUGGAGCUCACAUCCACUGGACCUGACGGGGCCUCUCCAGACUCUAUCAUCGGUGUGCCCAAUAACGGGGCCCCUGGGACUCCGUCAGAUGACGAGGAUCUUCCCCACCUACUCCCGGGGGUGGUCACUGGAGGCCCCUCCCCUACUGGCUCCCUGGGCUCACAGAGGUCCUGGGAAGGCGGGGCCACAGCCUAUCCAGUCCCAGACUACAGGGACUUUAGCGGUACAGAGGGCAGAACCACAGAGGGUGAAUCCUACUCUGGCCCUCUACGGUUGCAGAGGUCCCUGAGCGAAGGCCUGGACGCCAUCGAGGCCCCCAAGGGCCCCGGAGAGAGGCCCUUGGGCGCCGCCUCACCGAAGCUGCGCUCUAGCUUUCCCACUCACACACGUCUCAGUGCCAUGCUGCACAUUGACUCAGACGAAGAUGAGGAGCGCUCGGGGCCCACUGAAAUUUACCCGGUGCCCGGGUCCCCCCUGCUGCUCAACGGGGGUCCCGAGGGGCCUGAAGAAGACGUUGUCCCAGAGCUACAGCAGGAUCCUGACCCUGAGCAGCUGGAACCCAGGGUGGCGGGAGAUGAACAGCUGGUGGUAACGGGGGAAGAUUGUGCCCCUGGUGGUGAAUCCAAUGUGGCCCCUGAGUUAGACCUGGGCCUCGACUUCGAGGACUCCUCAGAGCCUGAUGUUUUCUCGGAGGUGGAGGAAGUUCCUUUCUUAUCAGAGGCGCUGUCCCAGAGUCUUUUGGCUGUGGGCCUGGAGGGGCCAGAGGAGGGCCAGGGGUCCGCUGACAACGCCUCGUCGCCAAUUGACACCUGCUCCAUGGCAAUUGCCCCACUGACAGUCUUCUCUUCCUCAGAGAGUUGCCCAAUCACAAUGUCCACGGCUGAGGAGGCAGAGGAGAGGGCAGUAGCUGCCAUUGACCCAGGGGGACACUCCUUCACUGACACUCCACCCACCCACCAGCAUGUAGACGACGAGGGGGACGGGCAUACAUCAGCCAAUGAGGUUGAAGGAGACGCUCCGUCUGCCAAUGAGCUGGAGCCAGGGGAGGAGAUUAGUGAGCGGAUGUGGAGCUUUCAAGUAUCUGGGGAUGUUCCCCAGGAUGAGGAGGGGGAGGAGCCAAGACCCGCAGGGGUGGCGGUAUCCAUUGAUUCAGAUGCAGUUGCCAUGGAGACAGAUGGAGAGGACGGUGCUCAAGUGAACGGUCACCCCGUGCACUGCCUCCCCUCAGUGCGCCAUGACAUUCACCGAUACCAACGAGUGGACGAACCGUUACCUCCUAACUGGGAGGCAAGGAUCGAUAGUCACGGUCGUAUUUUCUUUGUCGAUCACGUGAACCGGACCACCACGUGGCAGCGCCCCACCGGACCCCCCGCUCCCCAGGGCCUGACCCGCUCCAGCUCCAUCCAACAGAUGGAGCAGCUCAACCGCAGAUAUCAGAGCAUCAGGAGGACGAUGACCAGUGAGAGGUCUGAGGAGAACACAGUUGACCUCCCGCCAGAGCCCACAGAGAGUGACUUUCUUCCCCAGACCAUCCCUGAGUACAGGAGAGAGAGCGCAGUGGGUCACUCCAGCUCUCGGUCGCGUCUUUCUCUGCUGCUCCAGUCUCCAAGUGCAAAGUUCCUGUGCAGCCCAGACUUCUUCACCGUGCUGCAUUCUAACCCUGGUGCCUACAGCAUGUUUACGAGCAACACCUGCCUGAAGCACAUGAUCAGUAAGGUGCGUCGGGACGCCCACCACUAUGAGCGUUACCAGCACAACCGGGACCUGGUGGCCUUCCUCAACAUGUUCACCAACAACCAGCUGGAGCUACCCAGGGGUUGGGAGAUGAAGCAUGACCAGACCGGCAAGCCCUUCUUUGUGGAUCACAACUGUCGCUCCACAACCUUCAUCGACCCGCGGCUCCCCCUCCAGAGUGCACACUCAACUAGCCUGCUGGCCCACCGACAGCACCUUAGCCGCCAACGCAGCCACAGCGCAGGCGAGGUGGUCGAUGACACGCGACACUCCAGCCCACCUGUCAUGCCCUGCCCCUCCAGCACCUUCAGUGGGUCCACUCGCAAUCAGGACCUGGUGCCUGUGGCCUACAACGACAAGAUUGUGGCGUUUCUACGGCAACCCAACAUCAUUGAGAUCCUGCAGGAGAGGCAGCCAGAGCUCGUCCGGAACCACUCACUCAAGGAAAGGUUACAGUUCAUUCGCAGCGAGGGCGUUUCCGGGCUUGCUCGUCUCUCUAGCGAUGCUGAUCUAGUCAUAUUGCUCAGCCUGUUUGAAGAGGAGGUUAUGUCCUAUGUGCCACCUCAUGCCUUACUGCACCCCAGCUACUGCUCCUCCCCUCAGAGCUCCCCCGGUACUCAGCGAGCUAAUGCACGCGCCCCUGCCCCUUACAAACGUGACUUUGAGGCCAAACUGAGAAACUUCUAUCGCAAGCUGGAGACGAAAGGCUAUGGCCAGGGACCUGGGAAAGUCAAGUUGAUCAUUCGUAGAGAUCACCUAUUGGAGGAUGCCUUCAAUCAGAUAAUGUGCUACUCCCGCAAAGACCUGCAGAGGAGUAAGCUCUACGUCAGCUUUGUGGGCGAGGAAGGGCUGGACUACAGCGGCCCCUCGAGGGAGUUCUUCUUCCUGGUGUCGAGGGAGCUGUUUAACCCUUACUACGGCCUGUUUGAGUACUCCGCCAACGACACCUACACUGUGCAGAUCAGCCCCAUGUCUGCCUUCGUGGACAACCAUCACGAGUGGUUUCGUUUCAGUGGGCGUAUCCUGGGCCUGGCUCUGAUCCACCAGUAUCUGCUGGAUGCCUUCUUUACCCGCCCCUUCUACAAGGGCCUGCUGCGCAUCCCGUGUGACCUGAGUGACCUGGAGUUCCUGGAUGAGGAGUUUCACCAGAGUUUACAGUGGAUGAAGGACAAUGACAUCGAGGACAUGCUGGACCUCACCUUUACCGUCAACGAGGAGGUCUUUGGACAGAUCACAGAGAGAGAGCUGAAGCCAGGCGGGGCAGGUAUUCCAGUGUCAGAGAAGAAUAAGAAGGAGUACAUCGAGCGUAUGGUUAAGUGGCGCAUCGAAAGGGGUGUGGCUCAGCAGACGGAGAGCCUGGUGCGAGGCUUCUAUGAGGUGGUGGACGUGCGGCUGGUUUCUGUGUUUGAUGCCCGGGAGCUGGAGCUGGUGAUCGCUGGCACUGCAGAGAUCGACCUGGCGGACUGGAGGAACAACACAGAGUACAGAGGAGGGUACCAUGACAACCACAUAGUAAUCCGCUGGUUCUGGGCGGCAGUGGAGAGGUUCAACAAUGAGCAGAAAUUGAGACUGCUGCAGUUUGUGACAGGCACCUCCAGUAUUCCCUAUGAGGGCUUUGCCUCCCUCAGAGGUAGCAAUGGACCACGCAGGUUCUGUGUGGAGAAGUGGGGCAAAAUCACCUCCUUGCCCAGGGCCCACACAUGCUUUAACCGUCUGGACCUCCCGCCGUACCCGUCGUUCUCCAUGCUCUACGAGAAAAUGCUGACGGCCGUGGAGGAAACCAGCACCUUUGGCCUGGAGUAACCUCUCCAAAAUGUCCGCCACAGCCAGGGGUUGAAUUGGGAAAGAACAAAUGGCGGAGAGGAAAUCCCACCACCUUAGCUUGAAGCGAGACAGGACUCGCAGUACACAAUGGAAACUGAAUAGACAUCUACAAGAAAUUAUCAUUGUGGAGAAAAAACGAACUUUUGGGACAAUUCCACCAAUAAGACAACCCCAAUUUGACCCCCUGGCUUUGCUAUACCUCCCUGCUCCAUGAUCCCAUACUUCCUGGAAUAACGUUACUGUCCUUUUACCUACACUGAUGCCCUCCAUUCGAUUCCUGCGUACAACAACCACACUUGUGCUUUAUCUCUUAUCAGUUUAAUGGCCUUGGUUACUGUAUCUCCAGUCCUCCUUCUUCCUCCAGGGGUUCAGCCUGCACUUCAAGCCCAGAGCAACCUUAUCCUAAUCCCCUAUGCUUCCUCCUGGAGUGACCUCGUGUUCUGGACCUCAGAACUGUUUCAUUUUCUACUCUGGGGCUGCAGACUAUGCACACUAUAAUACAUGACGCACACACUUUCAAGAUGACCCUCAUGAGUAAGACCGUUACAAUUUAAUCCCUUCAGAAAUGAUAUGUCAGAGCUCCUAAGGGGCACCAAAGGCAUUGUCACACUCCAAAACACACUGCACUUACCUUAUGUUAGACUACAUGAGCAAGGCUUUAAAACUGACACACACUUACUUACUUAUACAAAUUAAAUUAUAGGGUCACUCUUUUUCCAAAUAGAUGAGAUGCACUUUCUCAUAGAUGCAUGUAGCGCCACAUGCAUGUACACACACACACACAGAAAUACAUACACACUGAGACAUUGCCAAACAAAAGGCUGUAUUUCUCACUGAUGUAAUUGUCUCCCAUUCGGUGUACUUACUGAUGAAUGUAUCACAGAAGAGUGAACCUGUGUAUGAACCUGUAUGAACCUCCAGCUUGCCGUAGUAGGAAGACUGAGGAGCCUUCAAAGAAGAAGAAACACCCGAGCCGCACGAAGUGUAGCUCAUACAAUUGCUGACUGUGGUCGAUUGAGGAAUAUGGAAGCCGAGACUGUGGCAUCGGACACGUGCCUUGUUAUGAGAGAUACGAGAGACACUUUUACUCAUUGUUUCACGAAGGGUUGCGUCCAUUUCCUAUUGGGUCACGACUGAAAACUCAGUUGUAACGAGAGACUUUGUAUUGUUGAUUUGGUUGUUCAAAAUGACAUUCAAAAGGUUUAUCUGUGUCACACACAAAAAAAACAGCCACAACUUUUAAAGCUAGAAUCCUUAGUUGCUUCCUACAUUCAUUUUUGGAUGUAGAAAUUAAUUAUAUAUACCCAUUGAUUCAAGAAGAAUAUAACUUAUAAAUGCAUCAUGAACUUAGUUCAACAGUUGUACCCCAUCAGAACCCCAAAUAUAAACUUGGUUUACUCCAAUGAUUGUAAACCAUGUAAAUGUAAACAUACUGUGUAGCCUCAAAACAUGGUUAAAACUGUAAUUUUUAUUUCAUGGAUGGUCAGUCCUUGCAUCCAUAGUUCUGUCUAUGAAUUUGAGAGGGGUUACAUUUCUCCAGGCCCACCCCUCAGCUUUCUACCAAAACAGAGGCGGGGUGGCACUUUGUUAUUCUUUCAAUUAAGGAUUCUAGCUUUAAGUGUAUUCCAAAACAGUUCCAGGAUGCAAACACAAGAGGGCAGCACAUUAUAUAUGGAUACUUCAGUAGUGUCGACACAGCUAUAGAAGCAUCUUUAAGCACGGGGCAUACACUACACACCAACACAGAUGCUUACGAUUUCUUGAGCAUGUUUUCAUCCUGGGUUUGGACUUCUCAGUGCAUAACCCCUACCCAAAGGAUUUAUUUACACACACACACACAUUUUCUAUGGGGUGCACACACUACUGUACAGAGGUCUAUGUGAGCUAAACAGACAACUCUGGCUGGAGUAGAUAGUAAUAGAAGCUCCACUGUGAUGCACUGUGGAGGCAGCCUUCAUAUCUCAGCCUGGCUCGAUACUGCAUGCAGGGUCCAUCUCAACAACUCUGUGAGCUGCACUGAGUCCGGAAACCCCUAGAUGGCGUUGUGUUAUAGCUCGAUAUUUGCAUGCCGAAAUAGUGCAACACCAGUUUGUUCUUAUUAGAUUUUGCAUGAGGAUAUCGCUAUCGAUGUGGAGAAAAGGGCGGGAGGAGCCACAUAGUACUUUAGGGUAUGUUGCUAUAAUGUGUUCGUAGCACUGUUAUAAAUGCGUCCAAAGACAUGACAAGGGAUACAUCAAAUAUAUCUCUAUGUUUUGUGUCCCCAUUGUGUAUGGGUUCACGAACUAUGAAAUGUUAUAACAAGCAUUGUUGUUUAUAUGACAGGUUAUGACGAGUGUUACUGAAGAACUGUGCCAGCACGCUUGAAGGGAAUUUGUUUUGUUACAUUCAAGUGUUCACUUGUCGUGAUGAUAUAUCAGAUGGAGGUUAAGGGUCAUGGUUCAUGGCUACACGGAGAACCAAUAGGGCUGUAAUGACUGACGAAGAGGAAGUGAGAGCACCUGUCUGUGUACCAUGCGUGCUCUUUUCUUUGUGUAUACUUGUACAUGUACUGUAUGUCUGUCCCUGUUGUGUAUACAUGUACAGUACCGUUCAAAAGAUUGGACACACCUAGUCAUUCCAGGGUUUUUCUUUAUUUUUUACUAUUUUCUACAAUGUAGAAUAAUAGUGAAGACAUCAAAACUAUGAAAUAACACAUAUGGAAUCAUGUAGUAACCGAAAAAGUGUUCAACAAAUCAAAAUAUAUUUUACAUUUGAGGUUCUUCAAAGUAGCCACCCUUUGCCUUGAUGACAGUUUUGCACACUCUUGGCAUUCUCUUUGUUUAACACUUUUUUGGUUACUACAUGAUUCCAUAUGUGUUAUUUAAAUGUGGAUGUUUUCACUAUUAUUCUACAAUGUAGAAAAUAGUAAUAAUAAAGAAAAACCCUUUAAUGAGUAGGUGUUGACUGGUACUGUUUAUUUUGCACCGAAUGUACUAAUGGUUUGGGGCUUGCAUAGUCAACCAUGUCUCCCUAUUUCUGUUUAACGGAAUGACCCCAGUCUCGAACGUCCACACAUCCCCCACAUCACCUCGAGCUUGGAGGGGCGGCUUUGUGGCAUUGGGCAGUAACCUUUCACAACGGGGUUCAAAUAAUUUCUGCCAAUCAAGACAUUUUCCAUGCCAAGGCUUUUUCUUCUGCUGCGAAUGUCCAAUAAGAAUAAAGUCAGUCUGCUUCUCGCCCAAUAAGGACAAAACUCACCGCCACCACCACUAUCCCUUGCCUGAUCAAUUACCAAUAGGAUUGGACAUCCCACUGUCAGAACUCCACUCUAUGCAAAAGCUCCUGUAUUUCUCCUUUUCACCCCAAUGAUUGUAUUAAAAGACAAUGGCACAGGGCAAGUUUUAAUUAGCAAUACAUGGAUGUGUGUUUUCUUUGUGUAUUGUUUUUUAGGUGAAGAAGGGGCUCAGCCAGUAGGGCACAACCGUUAGAGAGCAGCAUAUAGAGAUCUACAUUAUACCAUGGAAAUGGUUUUCUAUUCUAUGAGAUGAAGAAUAUCUCUCCUUCUAUCCUAUAUAUUUAUUUUUGCAGAAAGAAAGAAACACACAUUUUAUUUUAACUCUGCAUUCCAUAACAAAGUAUUUUGGAAAAUAUCAAAAUACCGAGGCCCAGCUAAACAAUUGAAUUGCCCCAUUUAUUUUUCAUUUUUUCCCUGAUCUGAUUGUAUUUAUAGUUUACAGCUUUUUGUACAAUACAUGUGUGAAUGACCCUGUCGUUGUGAGAUACUAGGUUCACAUCGAUGAUGCCGUCCGUUUGAAGAAGCCCCUCAUCGUAAGUAUGGUGUUUGAGAAGCCACUCGCUGCAAGUAUGGCUAACCGCAUGCAGUAUGUGGAGUGUGUCUGAAAGUGGGCAUGUCAACAGAAGUGGGAGGAACGACAGCGAUAGGCGUUACACCAGUGCUCUGUAAUUGGUUAGACGGUUUUGAUUGAGUGUGUUGUUUUUUGUUUCUUAACACAUUUUUAUUGGUCGGUUCCUGACCGUGUCAAACAAGACUGGGAGAGCUACAAGGCACUAUUCUUGAUAGAGAAUCAUACUGUGCCAUUUGAAUGUUAACAAAACACACAACAAACACCUCACGUAUAGCGAAAAUAUGAAAAUAAAAGUAAUUUUGAUGUCA
Messenger RNA from Salvelinus fontinalis (brook trout), 9881 nucleotides. Its product is annotated as E3 ubiquitin-protein ligase HECW2-like. The transcript has 30 exons. Gene Ontology annotation, biological process: regulation of dendrite morphogenesis. Bases 1121 to 5707 code for a protein of 1528 amino acids. The record is from RefSeq and is a predicted model, not a curated record. Lineage: Eukaryota; Metazoa; Chordata; Actinopteri; Salmoniformes; Salmonidae. Gene Ontology annotation, molecular function: protein binding; ubiquitin-protein transferase activity.